UUGGACCUUCGUGUAUGAAGUGUUGAAAUUGGACUAUCUCAUGAAAAAUGGAAAACAAAUUCCCCCGGUAUCGGUAUGUAUUAAGUGUUGAAAUUGGACCCUCUUUCACUGCACCAUCUUCUACAACAAACCCCCCUACUCCAAAAUUUCUCUAUCCAAAAACGGGUUUUGUUCCGAAUUCCGUACUAUGGAUCUCCUCUGCAAAACCUACUCAAAUAGUUCCGACGACGACGACGGAAAACAGCAUAAACCUCCCAAAACCGCUCCUCCUCCAUCGAAGCGGCCCAAACCCUAUUUUCCAUCAGCUCAUAAACCCGUCUCUCAGGCUCCGGAUCCCCAAAUCGGAUCUCCAAUUCCUCAAAAUGGAAGGUACGUUUCGAAGAGAGAGAAAGCUCUCAUGGCUUCCGCUUCAAUCACUCAGCCCGACUUUCCUCCUACUUUGCCUCCUUCUCAUGAAAAAGGGAGUAUAUCCAGUGCAGAUGUGCCGCAGGAGAUUUUGUUAUCUUUGAGGAAGCGAGCAAAUACUUGUGCAGAGAAGAACAAAUUACCUUGCAGGUUGUCUAUUGAUUUACAUGGUCACGUGAAACCAGCCAAUGCUGUACAGUGGUCAACAAGUCAUGCCCACCUCUUAGCAUCUGCUGGAAUGGAUAAUUCUGUCUAUAUAUGGAAUGUAUGGAGUGAGCAACAGAAAAAGGCACGCAUAAUUAGUAAUCAUAAUGCGGCUGUUAAAGAUGUGAGGUGGUCACCUCAAGGACAGUUGAUUCUUUCUUGUGGUUAUGAUUGCUCGUCAAGGUUAGUUGACAUUGAGAAGGGUAUAGAAACUCAAAGUUUUACAGAGAAGCAGGCUGUAACAGCAAUUAAGUUCCACCCUCACAACUCAAAUCUUUUCCUGUCUGGUGGGUCAAAGGGCCUCCUCAAAUUGUGGGAUAUCCGUGCAGGAAAGGUGGUUCAUGAGUAUGUAAGACGCCUAGGUCCGAUACUUGAUGUUGAAUUUAUGAAUGAUGGCAAGCAAUUCAUCUCUUCAAGUGAUGUAUCACAAAGCAAUCUCAGUGAAAACUCUCUCAUUGUAUGGGAUGUUUCACGGGAGGUGCCUCUCUCCAAUCAGGUUUAUGUGGAAGCUUAUACAUGCCCUAGUGUAAGAUGUCAUCCCUUUGAACCUUCAUUCGUGGCUCAGUCAAAUGGAAAUUACAUAGCUAUCUUCUCCACUAAGCAUCCAUUCAGACUGGACAAGUACAAGAGGUAUGAAUCACAUGGUGUUUUUGGUUUUCCUAUCAAGUGUUGUUUCAACUUGGAUGGAGAAAUUCUUGCUUCUGGCUCGUCGGACGGUCAAGUUUAUUUUUACAGUGUCAGAUCAUCCAAACUCAUAAAGAAAAUAAAAGCUUAUAAUCAGCCAUGCGUAGAUGUUGCUUUUCAUCCUGUCAUCCCUAAUGUUAUCGCUUGCUGUAGUUGGGCUGGGGAUGUUUCAGUUAUUGAUUGAUGUUAUCAAAUUUGUACUUCAUCCUGAUUGUCUUUGACUGUGGAGAGGCGAGGUUGCAAGUCUAAUUAAUACCAAGUAUUCUUCAUAUGGAAAAGAAAUAACAUGUCUGAUGCUCUGUUUUAAUGCCCCUA
Spinacia oleracea (spinach) is the source of this 1608-nucleotide messenger RNA. RefSeq lists its product as uncharacterized. Lineage: Eukaryota; Viridiplantae; Streptophyta; Magnoliopsida; Caryophyllales; Amaranthaceae. The record is from RefSeq and is a predicted model, not a curated record. Gene Ontology annotation, molecular function: protein binding. The transcript is spliced from 4 exons. The coding region runs from base 188 to 1477 and encodes 429 amino acids.